AUGGAGUUUGAGCAUCAAGAAGAGCAAGAAGAGGAGAUUGAGCUGCCACCAAGUUACGACUCGCUUGGAAACUCAGCUCGACCUAAAAUGCCAAGCCCAGUUGGAGAUGAAUCGCCGAGGAAGCCUAGAUAUAGAGAGUGUUUGAAGAACCAUGCGGUGGGUCUCGGUGGUCACGCCGUAGAUGGCUGCGGCGAGUUCAUGCCCGCCGGAGCUGAUGGAACCAUCGAUGCCCUCAAAUGCGCCGCCUGUCACUGCCACCGCAACUUCCACCGUAAAGAAAUUGACUCCACGGUUGUCGGUGGCGCUGAAACCUUCAAUUUCCGUCAUCACCAUCUAUUGACCCACCACCCUCACGGCCAGUUCUCACCAUACUACCGAACUCCAUCUGGGUACCUCCAGGUGGCGCCACUUCAGAGGCCGCUGGCUUUGCCUUCCAUUUCCGGCGGCGGCGGUGGUGUUGUUGGGUCGGGGGAGGACCAGGAGGACAUGUCAGACCCAAGUAAUAGUGGGAUGUCAAAGAAGAGGUUUAGGACCAAGUUUACACCAGAACAGAGAGAGAAAAUGCUGGGUUUUGCGGAGAGGUUGGAUUGGAGGAUUCAGAGGCAAGAUGAGGCUGUGGUGCAACAAUUCUGCAAUGAGGUUGGGGUGAAAAGGCAUGUACUGAAAGUAUGGAUGCAUAACAACAAGCAUACCCUUGGUAAGAAACCCUAG
Molecule: messenger RNA, 711 nt
Organism: Ilex paraguariensis (yerba mate)
Lineage: Eukaryota; Viridiplantae; Streptophyta; Magnoliopsida; Aquifoliales; Aquifoliaceae
Source: the annotation of a GenBank genome assembly